UCCAGGUCCCUCGCCUGCUACCCCAUCUCUUCUCCCCUCCCUGGCUCCCCCAGCGGUCGCUCUCUGGUCCCCGCUAUCCAUUGGUGAGGCCAUGCCGUCCUUUGGGCCGACUCUCUCGCACCUGGGUUAAUUGCUUUGUGAACGUCUUAUCGUCACCGUCACCUCCCGCUCCUGACCAAUCCCUCCAAUUGUUCACAUUUCCAUCCAUCAUGCCGCCACAUCUACACCCCCGGUCCCGUUCCACAUCCUCCCUCUUCGCUGGGACACUCCUUGCGUCGUUGGUCGUUGUCGGUCUUCCGCACGUCUUUCCCUGUCCUGCCCCGCGUCGCACAUUCGCCGAUUCCGAGAUGACCAUGUCGGCAGAUGGACAGCCCAUCCAGAGAAUUCGGAGACGGCGUCGGAAGGAGGACGAAACGCUUAGUCCAGACGGCCAUGCGCUUGUCCGAGCCCAGCCCACUGCCGAUGAAGAGGUGUCUACGUUCCUACAAUUAGAAGAGGAGGCACAAAGACUGGCCAAGGUAGGCCACGAGUGCCCUGUUCCCAAGCCCCGAGGGGUUCUUGGUGAGCUGUUGGGCUUUGUGAAUCGUGGGGAAGCCCCGACACCCACCACGACACAGUCCCAACCGGUGGGGGAGAGUCGGUAAUCGACAUUGUGGCAUACGGAAAGUCUCAAGCAAAGUACUGGAGACAAGGAAAUACUGAAUGAAUGUGAAUUAUACCAUGAAGCAAGCCAUUGAAGCACGGUGGCUUCGACUGAGGUUGGCUUCGGAUCUUGUCGGCCGGGCAGAAAAUCAACCCACGGCAGCAAAUAUACCCCUCUUUGUAUCGAUAGUGUACCUACGACUACUGCCGGAAGGAGUUACUAUACAGUUACGCAUAUGCGAGUGAAUACAAGUCCCGAUUGAUGUAC
This is a messenger RNA of Aspergillus ibericus CBS 121593, 910 nucleotides long. RefSeq lists its product as uncharacterized. Lineage: Eukaryota; Fungi; Ascomycota; Eurotiomycetes; Eurotiales; Aspergillaceae. Gene Ontology annotation, cellular component: mitochondrial matrix. The record is from RefSeq and is a predicted model, not a curated record. Gene Ontology annotation, biological process: mitochondrial respiratory chain complex IV assembly. The transcript has 2 exons. The coding region runs from base 210 to 644 and encodes 144 amino acids.